Spinacia oleracea (spinach) is the source of this 951-nucleotide messenger RNA. Its product is annotated as 2-hydroxy-palmitic acid dioxygenase MPO1. Gene Ontology annotation, biological process: sphingoid catabolic process. The record is from RefSeq and is a predicted model, not a curated record. Gene Ontology annotation, cellular component: endoplasmic reticulum. The transcript has 4 exons. Bases 216 to 767 code for a protein of 183 amino acids. NCBI's taxonomy places the organism in Eukaryota, Viridiplantae, Streptophyta, Magnoliopsida, Caryophyllales, Amaranthaceae.
UUUAUCAGACUUGUAAGUUGUGAAGUAAUGGUUUCGUCAAAGAACUACCCAGCAACCAAAAAAUUCACCUAAUUUAGUUUUCCUAGAAUUUCAUUUGCUCACACAAUUAUCACCCCACUCAAUUUUUAAUCUAAAUAAAAGUUUCAAUUUCUCAUCCAAAAGUUUCAAUUUCUCAUCCAAAAGUCACAAUUUUUGGUUAAAUUGUUGCACAAAGAAUGGGGUUGUUUGAUCUUGAAAAGAAUUUUGCAUUUUAUGGCGCAUAUCACAGCAACCCAGUUAACAUUUUCAUUCAUAUGUUGUUUGUUUGGCCAAUUUUUUACACUGGGCUUAUGCUGUUAUACUAUGUUCCCAUGCUGUUUUUCCCCAAUUUUGCAUCAUUUUACACUAUAAUAUAUGCUAUUUCCUAUGUGGGUAUGGAUAAAAAAUCUGGGUUUGUGGCUGCAAUUCUCUGUUUCAUCUGUUGGAUUGGAGCUUCUGCUUCUGCUAGCCAUCUUGGGUAUUCUUUAACUUGGAAGGUUGUUUUAGCAGCUCAGUUGAUUUGUUGGUCCGCACAGUUCCUUGGUCAUGGAGUAUUUGAGAAACGAGCACCUGCUCUUCUGGAUAAUCUCGUACAAGCUUUCUUGAUGGCUCCUUUUUUUGUGUUGCUUGAGGCUCUUCAUCAGUUCUUCGGGUAUGAGCCAUAUCCAGGAUUUUACACAAAGGUGAAUGCUAUGGUGGAUGCUGAAAUUAAAGAAUGGAAAGAGAAGAAACAAAAGAAAUCAUCUUAAAUUAAGGUUGUGAGUUAUUCACUGUUUCUUAAUGCAACUGUCUGUAUAUUAUUACUGGAGUAUCAUUAUAAUAAAACAGAAUAAUUUAAAGUUACAGACAAAUGUGGUAGUUUGAAAAACUAGUGUUAUGUGCUGCAAUCAACAAUUGUAAAGGCCAGAUUGUUAACCUGAAUUCUAUUAAUCA